Molecule: messenger RNA, 1789 nt
Organism: Ceutorhynchus assimilis (cabbage seed weevil)
Lineage: Eukaryota; Metazoa; Arthropoda; Insecta; Coleoptera; Curculionidae
Source: the annotation of a GenBank genome assembly
GAUGAUAAUAAGAAGAUCAAAGUUCGUUCUUGUUUCGACACAAUUUAUAUGCACCACACAAGAGUUAUUGUUAUUAUCAAACAUGUUUGGUCUCUUACUGAUAGUUUUUGUGGUAUUAAUUAUUUUAUGGCACAAAAUACGGACUCACCAUUGGAUAAAAAGGCAAGUACCUGGACCACAACCAUGGCCGAUUGUUGGAAAUAUUGCUGAACAUCUUUUUGGUAGAAAAACCAUUGGUCAGGUGAUAAAGGAAAUAUACAGAAAAUAUGAAGGUUAUCCAUUCGUUGGCAUAUUCAGGGCGACCCAUCCUUGUUUGUUGGUCAGAGAUCCGGAAUUUGUUCACAAAAUAAUGGUCACCGAUCAGAAAGCCUUUUACAAUAACGAAUUCAACAUUGACAAAAAAAUUGAUCCGUUGUUUGGGCAAAAUCUUUUCGUGUUGAGGGAUCAAGAUUGGAAGGACACCAGGCAAAUGUUGACUGCCGGAUUUACGAGUCUAAAGAUGAAAUUUAUGUACGAAAAUCUCACUGAAAACGCUAGAAGAUUAGUUGAAUUUAUCCAAAAUCAUCCAACAGCUGAAGAUGAUGGAAUAGAAACUAGAGAAUUAACAAAAAGAUUUACACUAGAAAAUGUAGCUUCGGCAGCGUUUGGAAUCGACGGUAAAUGUUUUGAAAGUUUUACGGAGCUGUCGGAAUUUAUGAAACUUGCAAACUCCGUGUUGGAACCUGAGGCACUUAGUCUUAGUAGAAUACUUAUACAGUUGAAUGCAAUUUUUCCAGUUGCAAGUUACUUCAUCUCUUUUAGGAUAAUUCCAAAAGAAAUCGAACAAAAACUAGUCCAAAUCGUAUCAGACGUCGUAAAAUAUCGUAAGGAAAAUCACGUGCAAAGCAACGAUUACCUCCAGUUUAUUUCACAACUGGCAAAAGAAAAAGGUUUUGACGAUACUGAAAUUACUGCUCACAGUGUAACGUUCUUUUUUGACGGUUACGAGAGUUCUUCUAACGUUUUCACGUAUUUACUAUUGAAUUUGGCGUUACAUCCGCAAUAUCAGGAAAAAAUUCGUGAGGAAAUUAGGAAAGUCGAGGAGGAAAAUAAUGGUGAAAUUACCUAUGACACUUUGAAUGAAAUGAAAUGGUUAGAUGCUUGUUUUUAUGAAACCCUUAGAAUAUCUCCUUUUCUGGAUAUCUUAGUUAAAAAAUGCACUCAAUCAUAUAAAUAUACACCAGAAAACCCAGAUUUUAAAAAGUUGUCGGUAAAAUUAUAUCCAGGAGACACAGUAAUUAUACCAUACAGUUUGUUAAUGAACGACGAAAAAUAUUUCGAAAAUCCAGACAAGUUUAUGCCAGAAAGAAUGAUGAACAGGGAUAACAUUAACAAAGCGAUAUUUUUUCCUUUUGGUAGUGGAGCAAGAGUGUGCAUAGGUCAGAGAUUCGGAUUAAUGCAAAUCAAACUCGGUGCAGCUCAAGUUAUUAAAAACUUCCAGAUUUCUCCGGAUCCCAAAACUAAAUUACCUAUAAGAUUAAUCCCCUUUAGUUUCCUGAACGAAGUUAAGGGAGGCGUAUUUUUGAAAUACAAAAGAAUCGAGAGAAAAAACUAAAUUAAUUAAGACUUUGAGAUGUUUUGAGUUUUUGGCUUUUCAAAAUAUUAUCAUUAAAAUAUCAUAUAAAUUUAAUAAAUAAAUUAGAGCGUCGUUUCUUUGAUCUACCAUCCACAAAAACGUUUCGAUCUUUCAGAUGUCAUCAGGGUGGGGUAAAAAUUAACUUUUCUCUAAAGUUUGUUCGCAUCAAAGUUC